Messenger RNA from Lycium barbarum (goji berry), 1418 nucleotides. Its product is annotated as UDP-glucuronic acid decarboxylase 5-like. Bases 174 to 1205 code for a protein of 343 amino acids. Gene Ontology annotation, molecular function: UDP-glucuronate decarboxylase activity; NAD+ binding. The record is from RefSeq and is a predicted model, not a curated record. Gene Ontology annotation, biological process: D-xylose metabolic process. Gene Ontology annotation, cellular component: cytoplasm. Lineage: Eukaryota; Viridiplantae; Streptophyta; Magnoliopsida; Solanales; Solanaceae. The transcript has 13 exons.
ACAACAUUUAUUAUUAUUAUUUUCCAACCAGAAAACUUACAGAUUUUUAUUACCAGCAAUUAUUUACAGCUCCUCCACCAUCUACCCAAUUUUUUGUGGGUUUAUAUAUCUCUUAAUUUUACAUUAGCAUCAUCAUUUUCCUCAUAUUCACCAGAAAUCGAAGUGAUCUAUAAAUGGCUUCCAAUGGAGACAACAAUGCAUCUGCAAAACCACCACCAGAACCAUCGCCAUUACGAAAAGCAAAAUUUUUCCAGGCCAACAUGAGAAUUUUGGUGACUGGUGGUGCUGGAUUUAUCGGCUCUCACCUCGUUGACAGACUAAUGCAAAAUGAAAAGAAUGAGGUGAUUGUUGUGGAUAACUACUUCACGGGAUCAAAGGAUAACCUAAAGCAAUGGUUUGGCCAUCCAAGAUUUGAGUUAAUUCGUCACGACGUGACGGAGCCAUUAUUGAUUGAAGUUGACCAAAUUUAUCAUCUUGCUUGCCCUGCUUCCCCAAUCUUUUACAAAUACAAUCCUGUUAAGACGAUUAAGACGAAUGUCAUUGGCACAUUGAAUAUGUUGGGACUUGCCAAGAGAGUUGGUGCAAGGAUUUUACUGACAUCAACUUCCGAGGUUUACGGAGACCCACUUAUUCACCCUCAAGAUGAAAGCUACUGGGGAAACGUCAACCCAAUUGGAGUUAGGAGUUGUUACGAUGAGGGAAAAAGAGUGGCUGAGACUUUGAUGUUUGAUUAUCACAGGCAGCAUGGAAUUGAAAUACGAAUUGCUAGAAUCUUCAACACUUACGGUCCGCGAAUGAAUAUAGAUGAUGGUCGUGUCGUCAGCAAUUUCAUUGCCCAGGCAAUUCGUGAUGAAGCCUUGACUGUUCAGCUUCCUGGAACACAAACCCGCAGCUUUUGUUAUGUUUCCGACAUGGUUGAUGGUCUUAUUCGGCUGAUGGAGGGAGAUAAUACUGGACCAAUUAACAUCGGGAAUCCAGGUGAAUUCACAAUGCUUGAACUUGCUGAGAACGUGAAGGAGCUUAUCAAUCCAGAAGUGCAAAUUAUCACAGUGGAAAAUACACCGGACGAUCCUCGCCAGAGAAAGCCGGACAUCACAAAGGCAAAAGAACUACUUGGAUGGGAACCAACGAUCAAACUACGCGAUGGUAUUCCCCUUAUGGAGGACGAUUUCCGUGGCAGGCUUGGUAUCUCCAGAAAGAAUUGAAGCUAUUACUGGUCUUAUCGACACAAUUGUUAAAAGAGAUGCUUUUAUGUUUUCAUUAUAUGAUAAGGAUGUUUACCUGGUCUGAGUUGUCUCUCGCUGUCUUAUCGCAUGGCCAGUAUGUCUUAGUGCUGCAUACCUGCAUGUAUGCCAGUUUUAAAUCAUGAGUAUCGAAUAUCUUCUUGCCUCUUUGAAUUUUCAUUAAGUUUUUAUGCA